UUUAGGAAUAUGCCCAAAGUUAAACAUACUCCGCAUUGAAGCGAUGCUAAUGGUCUCACUUGAGUUGAAAGGAUGUGGCGGUCUGUCUGAAGCAUCCCUUAAUUGUCCUUUCUUGACAUCUCUUGAUGCUUCCUUUUGCAGUCAACUCACUGAUGAUUGCUUGUCUGCUACCACCCGUGCAUGUCCACUAAUUGAGUCAUUAAUAUUGAUGUCAUGCCCGUCGAUCGGGUUAGAUGGACUCUGUUCCCUGCAGUGGCUCCCAAAUUUAGCUCUUCUUGACUUAUCAUACACUUUCUUGGUGAAUCUGCAGCCUGUUUUUGACUCUUGUUCACAGCUAAAGGUAUUAAAGUUGCAGGCAUGCAAAUUUCUCACUGACUCAUCACUUGAACCUCUUUACAAGGGGGGUGCUUUACCAGCUCUUCAGGAGUUGGACUUGUCUUAUGGAACUUUGUGUCAGAAGGCCAUAGAAGAGCUUCUUUCUUGCUGCACUCACCUUACACGUGUGAGUUUGAAUGGCUGUGUGAAUAUGCAUGAUUUAAACUGGGGGUACAGUCGAGGGAAUUUUCCUGAGUUACCUGGCGAGGUUGAUGUAGCUUGUCUCAACCUAUGCUGGCUUAAUUUAAGCCACUGUUCUUCAUUGGAAGUUUUGAAGCUAGAGUGUCCAAGAUUGACCAAUCUAUUCCUUCAGUCGUGCAACAUUGACGAGGGAGCUGUUGAGGCUGCUAUUUCAAAGUGCACUUUGUUGGAGACUCUUGACGUUCGCUUUUGUCCUAAGAUAAGCUCAACGAGCAUGGUAAGAUUUCGUGCUGCAUGUUCUGGUUUGAAACGAAUAUACAGCAGCCUUGCAACUUCAUCAGCGUGAUUUAGGAUCUAAGAAGUUUUGCGGUGCUUGUUCACUCAGAGAGAUGGCACACUUUUGGCAAUAAAUCUGGUUAUUUCCUAAUGUAUUGUAAAUGUUUAACUUAUUAUUGUUGUGUGUUUGGCAGGCUAUCUUCAUGCAUUGCCACAAUAAGUUAUGGCUGUUCUAAUUGUUGUAAAUUUAUAUUCCAAUUUGUUGUUGCAUAUUUUAUUCUGAAGUGGUCUGUCUUGCCUUUCUCUUGUGAAGAAUAGGUGUAUGUCUGAUCCUUUCAUGUGCAUUUUAUGUUGUAAUUUUUGUACUAA
Lathyrus oleraceus (garden pea) is the source of this 1161-nucleotide messenger RNA. Its product is annotated as F-box/LRR-repeat protein 15. Bases 44 to 862 code for a protein of 272 amino acids. Gene Ontology annotation, cellular component: SCF ubiquitin ligase complex. The transcript has 7 exons. The record is from RefSeq and is a predicted model, not a curated record. Gene Ontology annotation, biological process: SCF-dependent proteasomal ubiquitin-dependent protein catabolic process. Lineage: Eukaryota; Viridiplantae; Streptophyta; Magnoliopsida; Fabales; Fabaceae.